AUGCUGCCUCGCACAGCAUGUUUCAUGCUUCUGUUAGCCCUGGGCAGCGAAAAAUUCCGUUUAGUGAGUGGUAGUGCUGACGAUCAUGAAGAACCGAAUGGACUGCCUGAAUAUCACGAUGAAGAACUGUUGGAUGAUGUUGGUGAAGGACUGGACCCGGGGGACGACCCCUCACUGUCACCCGAUGGCCUUCCACCGGAUGGUUUGGACGAUGAUGACGAUCUUCCACCGCCAUCGGACACAAACACGAGUACAGUUUUUCCCCCAACCUCAUUGGGACGGGAGCUCGUUCCGGACGUAUCGUACACGCAGGCGGAGAAGUGCGGAUUUGAACAGGUGGGCACGUGCGCAGAAAACUUCUGUAAGUGUCUCUCAGGGAAUUUAAGCAGUAAGGGAGUUGAACCCCUAAAUGGUAUGACGGGUGGCGCGUGUGGCAGUGGUCAUGUAUCAAACUGCUACCUGCUGCACCACUGCGCAAGGGAGAGGACGAUGUGCAUUUGGGCCGCAUCGAGGAGUUAUGAAGAUGCUGCCAAAGAUGCGAUGUGGGACAUGUCACGGAUGCCGGAGAAGUGGAGGACAAACAGUGGUACAAACAGCAGUUUUUGUCGCGGGCUGCUCAGUAUUAGCAGAAAUCUCACCAAGGCUUCCGCGGAUGUUAACUUCUACGACACGCCCUUUUACACGGAUUGUGCCGAGUAUAUGUCUUUCCUCUUCAAGAGAAGUGGUGGAUACAUGUGUCUCGCUGGCUCUGUGCCCAUGUAUGUCUGCGGCCCGCUUCUCUUUCCAACGCCCGCACCUCGGCAGAUUGGUUAUGCUCCCGUAACAAACGGAUCGCGGCGGUUGCUGGUUACUGUAGCGGCCUAUUUUGUUGGGAACUUCGCUGUGCUUUUCAAUGACCGGACACGAGGUGAAAACUUGCAAAUCGGUAGUGGUUUCAACAAAGAGUUUGGCAACGAGUUGCACAAGUGUUUCCGUGAGUAUGUGGGAAUUGAUGGUGAGUUUACCAUGGUUCAUGGUGGCCCUAAUCUUAUUGUGAAGUAUGUUAUCGGCCUCGGUGAAGCAGAUACAUGGGUCGGUGAUUUAAUUAAGGCAAAUGCACUUAAUCUUAUGGUUCGACCCCCAGGAUGGAUGGCAACAGCUCAGGACAUCCUUAGGACUAUCGACAGUAACGCUGAGCUUGUGGCUCCUAUUGUGAAGUACACAGUCAACUUUGACCCAGGCAAAGGCCCCGUCUUCACGGAGCUGUGUGAUGUCGGUUGUGCAGCGGCCCUUUCUGUUUCUGGCGCGCUUAGCGCCGCCGUUUAUUUAUUAGCGGGAAUUUUUUGCUGUCAGCGAAAUAAACGGACGCUCGCCAGCGUUGAUUCCAGCAGCGACGUGGAUAAUGAAACAAUGGAAACUGCUAAUGGAGCUCUAUCAAAACCGUAG
Trypanosoma brucei brucei TREU927 is the source of this 1425-nucleotide messenger RNA. RefSeq lists its product as hypothetical. Lineage: Eukaryota; Euglenozoa; Kinetoplastea; Trypanosomatida; Trypanosomatidae. The coding region runs from base 1 to 1425 and encodes 474 amino acids. The record is from RefSeq and is a predicted model, not a curated record. The transcript has a single exon.